Messenger RNA from Prorocentrum cordatum, 10152 nucleotides. Lineage: Eukaryota; Dinophyceae; Prorocentrales; Prorocentraceae. The record is from the annotation of a GenBank genome assembly.
AUGGACGAGCUCAAAGCGCGCAUGCAGCUGCUCGAGCAGUGCCGCAAGGACGACGAGACGAUGGAGGAUAAAAUCAAGCCGAUCGAGGACAAGUACGCGAAGCUGCAGGAGUUCGAGGUCACCCCUCCGGACAGCGAGCUGGCGAAGAAGGCACAAAUGCGGCCCGCCAUGGAGGAGUUCCGCAGCACCCUCGUAGAGGCAGACAUCCGGAUCAAUAAGGAGAAGAAAAAGAUGAAGGCAGGUCUCGAGCAGGAGCUUAUCAAUUUCUUGCAAAAUGUCAAGGACGCUAAAGUCGACUUUCAGAGGCGCGCCCCUUACAAGAGCGAGGGCAUCACCAGCGACACUGCUGUGAGCAUUCUCGACGACUUCCGCGCGCAGCAGCAAACAAAGCGGCAGAUGGAGGAGGAGUUCUUACCGAAGUUGGAGCUGUUCGGUAUUGAGCCGCAGACGUACAAGGAGCUUGACUGGGUCGACCAAGAGAUGGAGAAGCUGGGAAUUCUCUGGGACAUUCGAGAGUCCUGGGACCAGGAGUGGAACAAGCUCAGAGUUGCCGUCUUCAGGACCCUGAAUGUUGAUUCGAUGGAUGAGCAUGCGAUGGAGUUCCAGCAGAAAAUGAGGAAGUUGGUGGGCCGGGAUAAGAACGUGAACCACUGGCCUGCGUACCAGCAGAUGAAAGCCGACAUGGAGACGUUCCGCAACAUACUGCCAGUCAUUACGAAUCUGCGGCAGGAGUCGAUGCGCGAACGUCACAUUAACCUUAUUGCGAAGGAAGUCAACGAAAGUUUCGACCCCAAGGCUGAGAACUUCACCUUGAACAGAGUUAUGGAGCUUAACCUGAUAAGCCAUGCGGACUUGAUUGCGCGGCUCGCUGAAGACGCCAAGAAGGAGGCGAAGAUAGAAGACGGUCUCGCCGACAUCGCCAAAGUCUGGUCUACCAUGGUUAUCAGCGUGGUCGAACACAAGGGUGGCACCUACAAAUUGCAAACGACCGAAGACCUGUACCAGGCACUCGAGGAGAACAUCCUGUCGCUGUCGUCCUUCAAGAGCUCGCAGUUCUAUCUGCCCUUCGCCGCCAAGGUCGAGCACUGGGAGAGGACACUCGCGAACAUCUCCGAGGUCUGCGAGGCGAUCCAGACUGUCCAGAGGGCGUGGAUGUACCUCGAGAACGUUUUCCGAGGCUCUGAAGAUAUUCGCCCGCACUUGCCAGACGAGUCAGUCAUGUUCGACAACGUGCAUGAGGGUUUCACGGACAUGAUGAAGAAGAUCUUCGAAGAACCAUUGGCGACGAAGGCAUGUGCCCAGCCGAAGAUGUUGGAAACCCUGGCCAAUUUUGAGAAUGACCUCGAGAAGAUCCAGAAGUCCCUGAACGAUUACCUCGAGAAGAAACGCCAGUCCUUCCCUCGUUUCUACUUCCUCUCGAACGACGAUCUUUUAGAGAUCUUGGGGCAGUCGAAAGAUCCAGAAGCAGUCCAGAAGCACAUCAAGAAGUGUUUCGAGGGCGUCAACACAUUGGAGCUUCAGGGAGGUGGAGACAAGAAUAAGAAGUGGGAGGCGAUCGGGCUUGUGGCCUCAGACACGGAGAAAGUGAAACUUACACCUGCUGUCAAGAUUGAGGGUGCCGUGGAGCAGUGGCUUGGUCAGGUGGAGAAGCGAAUGAUCGAGUCGUUGCGCAUGCAUCUUGUGAAGUGCCAUCAGGGGAACAUCAAUCCAAAGAGCAUGAAGAAGGAGCGAUGGGUGAAGGAGUUCCCUGGGCAGCUCCUGAUCACCUCUGGCCAAAUCGCGUGGACCACCGAUUGCACGGCUGCGCUGGCGAAGAUUGAGAAAGGGCAGAAGAAUGCUUUGCGAAUGCUGAAACGAUCGCAGACCAAGUACAUUGGAAAGCUGACAGAUAUGAUCCGAAAGCCCCUCAACAAAGUGGAGCGCGCCAAGCUUGUGGCCCUCAUUACAAUUGAAGUGCACGCCCGGGACGUUCAGGAUAGUCAAAAGGCUUGCAAGACAGAAUCUCCGUCGAAUUUCAAUUGGGCGUCGCAGCUUCGCUUCGAACUUAGGGAACCAACCGACGAGAUUUCUCCAGGACAGCCAAAUCAGAAUCACAUAUGCGUCGUGCUUCAGACCAAUACCACUGGCCCUUACGGCUACGAGUACCAGGGCAACAAUGGCCGCUUGGUGGUAACGCCGAUGACAGACCGGUGCUACAUGACCCUGACCACGGCCAUGCACUUGAAGCGUGGUGGAGCACCGGCAGGGCCCGCAGGCACAGGAAAGACCGAGUCCGUAAAGGAUUUGGGCAAAGGCAUGGCCAUGUACGUGAUUGUUUUCAACUGUUCUGAUGGCUUGGACUACAAGUCGUUGGGUCGCAUGUUCUCUGGCCUAGCGCAGUGCGGCUGCUGGGGCUGCUUUGACGAGUUCAACCGCAUCGACGUGGCCGUGCUCUCCGUCGUGGCCGUGCAGAUCAUGACGAUCCAGGCGGCGCUGCGUGAAGAGAGGGACAAAUUUCUUUUUGAGGAGAGGAUGAUCGCGCUGAAGCGGACGUGCGCUGUGUUCAUCACCAUGAACCCAGGUUACGCUGGGCGCUCCGAGCUUCCAGACAACUUGAAGGCUCUCUUCAGACCAGUGGCGAUGAUGGUGCCAGACCUUGCAAUGAUCAUGGAGAUCAUGCUGGUGUCCGAAGGUUUCAAAGACUUUAAGGUCCUGGCCAAAAAGAUGUUUACACUGUACCAGAUGAUGCAGCAGCAGAUGUCAAAGCAGGCUCACUACGAUUUCGGCCUGCGGAACAUCAAAUCGGUAUUGGGUUGCGCAGGGGCCUUGAAGCGUCGGGAUCCGGACAGCUCCGAGCAGGUCUUGCUCAUGCGAGCGAUUAACGACAUGAACUUUCCCAAGUGGGUCUCGCAGGACGUGCCUCUUUACAACGCGCUACUCGGGGACAUCUUCCCUGGCUGCGAGUUGCCUAUCCCAGACUAUGGGAAGCUGGAGGAGACGAUUAAUCAGGUGUUGACAGAAUUUGGUUGCCAACGCCACCAACAUUCAAUUAACAAGUGCAUCAGCAUUUAUGAGACCAAGAUCACUCGGCACGGAAACAUGCUGGUGGGAGGCACGUUGGGAGGUAAAAGUGUUUGUUGGAAGGCUCUGGCUAAAUCCAAGACAAUUUUAAAGCAACUCGGUCAGGAAGGCGCUGAGAAGGUGCAGCAUCAGGUCAUCAAUCCAAAAUCAAUCACGUUGAACGAGCUAUACGGCGCAUAUGACCUGGCCACAAUGGAGUGGUCCGAUGGAGUACUUUCUAGCAUUAUGCGCCAGAUGUGCCAGGACGAAAAGCCUGACGAGAAGUGGCUGGUUUUGGACGGCCCGGUAGACACUUUGUGGAUCGAGUCCAUGAACACAGUGCUCGAUGACAACAAAGUUCUGACAUUGAUCAACGGUGACCGCAUUGGCAUGCCUCCUACGGUUCGGCUUCUCUUCGAAGUUGCCGACCUCGCCGUAGCCUCACCGGCGACGGUUUCCCGAGCUGGCAUGGUGUACUUUGACCCCCCAGACCUUGGCUGGCACCCCAUAUUCACGUCUUGGGUGGAGAAGUACAUCCCUGCUGCGAAGCAAGCAGACGUGAAGGCAAUGGGAGACAAGUGGAUUCCCCCCUGCUUGAAGAUGCGCAAGCAGUGCGUAGAGCUUGCGCCCAUCGUCGAUUGCAACGCCGUGAUCUCGCUGACUAACCUUUUUGAGUCCUUCGUCCACUUCGCGGGCAAUCGGUUCGACAUUAAUUCCACGGGUGACAAGGUCAUGGAGCACCUUGAAAAGAUCUUCGCUUUUGCACUCGUGUGGUCUCUUGGUGCGACUGUGAAUGAGGAUUCCCGGUACCUAGUGGACCAAGCUGUGCGCGGUAUACCCGAUUGCCAGAAUCUCUUUCCGCCCUCGCAGACUGUUUACGAAUACGGGUUCAAUUUCGAGAAGCUGGACUUCGGUUUGUGGGAGGACCGGCUCCCCAAUCCGUUCAAGCCCCCCGAGGGCAUGCCGCCGCACAAGAUAAUUGUCCCGACGGUUGACACCAUCAGGAACAUGUUCGUCCUGACAUGCUUGAACGCCAAGCACCAUCACAGCCUCCUGGUGGGGAGCACGGGCACGGGCAAGACUGUCGCAGUGCAGCAGUCCAUUGCCGCCUUGGAGGAAAAGGAGUGGACCUCACUGACUAUAAACAUGUCGGCCAUGACGUCGUCAGGCAAGACGCAAGAGAUCAUCGAAAGCAAGAUCGAGAAACGAAUCAAGAACAAGUACGGCCCCCCGAACAACAAGCGAAUGGUCCUCUUCGUCGACGACCUCAACAUGCCACGGAAGGACACGUUCGGCUCGCAACCGCCGCUCGAGCUGUUGCGCCAGUGGGUGGACUACGGUUGCUGGUACGACCUGAAGAAGCAGAGCCUGCGCUACGUGCAGGACCUGCACCUCGUCUCCGCCAUGGGGCCCCCCGGAGGCGGCCGGGCGGUGAUCACCGAGCGGCUGCAGAGCGCCUGCAACAACGUCUGCUUCGUGAACCCGGCGGAGACGCAGGUGAAGAGGAUCUACCAGACCAUAGCCACGAACAAGCUGAACGACUUCAGGGUGGAAGACAUUAAGAGUCUGGCAGAGCCACUGACAUUGACCACCAUCGCGCUCUACGGGGCCGUCAUGGAGGGCUUCCUCCCAACGCCCGAGAAGUGCCACUACCUGUUCAACCUGCGCGACAUAUCCAAAGUCUUCCAAGGCCUCUAUUUAGCUGAUCCAAAGUUGUACGAGGACAAGGAGCAUGUAUUGCGGCUCUGGUACCACGAGUGCUGCCGUGUAUUCAUGGACAGGUUAAUCAAUAUUGAUGACCGCGAGAAGUUUAGGCGUCUCGUCGAUUCCUGCAUGGAGAACGGCCUGCAAAUGCGCCUCAAAGAAAUAGCCGGAGAUGACCCCGACAUGGUUUUUGCUGGGCUGGACCUCUCCAAUCCCGAGGCCGAGGACCCUGCCUACGAGUUGAUGUCGGACCGUAAGGGUCUCAAGGCUUUCAUGGAGGCCAAGGUGGACGACUAUAAUGCGUUCUUCAAGAAGACCCCCAUGGCCCUCGUCAUGUUCAAGGAUGCCAUCGAUCUUUGUUGCAAGAUUCUGCGGAUCCUGAAGCAGCCCAGAGGAAACGCGCUCCUGGUGGGCGUGGGUGGCUCUGGUCGCCACUGCCAGACACGGCUUGCUUCGUUUAUCGGCCAGCUGUCUUGCUUCCAGAUCGAGAUCACCAAGCAAUACAGGAAACCACAGUUCUUGGAAGAUCUGAAGAAGCUUUACGAGAAGGCUGGUGUGAAGGGCCAGCAGACAACCUUCCUCUUCUCUGACACAGAGAUUGUCGAGGAGAGUUUCUUGGAGGACGUGGCCAAUUUGCUCGGCAGUGGUGAGGUGCCAAACUUGUACACAGGAGACGAACUUAGCGCCGUGCGCUCCUCCGUCGAAAAGAAAGCCAAAGAAGCUGGGGUGCCCUUCACUCCUGAGGCUUUGUACGAAUUCUUCAUCUCGCGCGUGCGAGAGAAUCUGCACGUUGUUUUCUGCCUCUCCUACAUUGGGGAGAAUUUCCGCGACUAUUGCCGCAUGUAUCCCUCGCUCGUCAGCUGCUCCACUGCCAUAUGGCUCCUCCCGUGGCCUGCUGAGGCCCUCACCGAGGUCGCGCUGAAGUUCCUCGUCGACGGCGAGCUCGAGGAGCAGUUCCAGGAGCCUGUCGCGAACGUUUUCGGGCUCUCUCACACCGUCGUGGCCGAGUUCUCCGACGAGAUGUUUCGCGACCAGAAGCGGAUGAACUACGUGACGCCCACAAACUACCUCGAGCUGGUCCAGGGCUACAUGGCCAUGCUGCACGAGAAGCAGAAGGCUAUCGGCAGUGCGGGCGACAAGCUCCGCAACGGUCUCAGCAAGCUGGACGACGCCUCCACACAGGUGGCGGAGAUGAGCGUUGAUCUGGAGACGAAGCAGGAGAUCUGCACAGUGAAGGCCAAGGAAUGCGAGGAACUCAUGACCGUGAUCGUGGCGGAGGCCGCGAAGGCCGAGAUCCAGGAGAAGAAUGUGAGCGCGGACUCUGCCCGAAUCGAGAAAGAGGCUGCGGAGACCAAGAUAUUGGCGGAGGACGCCACGCGCGACCUAGAGAAGGCGAUGCCGGCGCUCGAGGCCGCGAUGGACGCGUUGGAGAAGCUUGAUAAGAAGUCCAUCGCAGAAGUCAAGGCGUAUGCCAAGCCGCCGGACAUGGUGAUGAAGACGUUGAGUGCAGUCAUGACCGUCAUGGAGAAAACUCCGAAUUGGGCACAGGCAAAAGUCGAGCUGAACGACGUGGGUUUCCUACCGAGAAUCAAGAACUUCGAUAAGGACAACAUCAAGGACUCUACACUGAGAAAGAUCGAGAAGUUCACAAAGGACCCACAGUUUACUUACAAGAUCGUCAGCAACAUCUCGCUUGCUGCUGGCGCUCUUUGCCAGUGGGUGCACGCGAUGAAGAUUUACGCAGAGGUAUACCGUGAGGUGGAGCCCAAGCGGAACAAGCUCAGGAUGGCACAGGAAAAAUUGGAGCAGAAGAACAAAUCGUUGCGUGAGGCGAACAUAGAGCUGAAGAAGGUCCAAGACAUGGUCCAGAGCUUGAAGGACCGCUUCGAGGCCUCCCAAAAAGAGAGCUCCGAUCUGGCAACAACAGCUGCGGAAUUGCAGUCCAAGCUGGAGCGUGCUGACAAGCUCGUCAACGGUCUGGCUGGAGAAAAGAUCCGUUGGCAGGCAUCGCUGGGAAAUUUUGAUCUUCAGCUGGAGAAUCUGUUCGGCGACUGUGUCAUGUCGGCUGCAUUCAUGAGCUACGCAGGGCCAUUCGGCGCGGGCUACCGUAACAGGAUGGUGUCAAAGGAGUGGAUGCGCUUUCUUGGCCAGGAUAAGAUUGCCGUAACAUCGGGCUUCACAUUCGCCAGUUUCAUGGCAACCCCAAGCGACGUUCGGGAAUGGAAUAUGGAUGGUCUUCCUUCGGAUGAUUUUAGCACCGAGAACGCAAUCCUCGCCACCCGUGGGCGUCGCUUCCCCUUGAUGAUCGACCCGCAGAAUCAGGGCAACAGGUGGGUGCGGAAGAUGGAGGGCCCGAGGGGCCUGAAGGUUUUCGACCCGGGCUCGAAGGACACCAUGCGCACAAUAGAGCACGCGAUCCAAUUCGGAAACCCGAUACUCCUCGAGAACGUCGGCGAAGAGCUCGAUCCCUCGUUGGAGCCUGUGCUGGCCAAAAACAUCAUCGACAACGGCUCGGGCAGCUUGUCCAUAAAGAUUGGGGACUCCAUGCUGGACUACAACGCGAACUUCAAAUUCUACAUCACGACCAAGCUCUCGAAUCCGCACUAUACCCCAGAGGUAUCCACCAAGACGACCAUCGUGAAUUUCAUCGUCGUUCAAGCUGGGCUGACCAAUCAGCUCCUCGGGGUCGUUGUCAUGAAGGAGCAACCUGAGGCAGAGAUGCAGAAGAACGAGCUGGUAGUGAAAGUGGCCAAGGGCAAGAAUCGCUUGGUGGAGCUGGAAAACGAAAUCCUCCAAAAGUUGGCAGAGACAACGGGCUCCCUACUGGACGACAUCACGCUGAUUGACACACUACAAGAGUCCAAGGUCACCAGUGAGCAAGUGACUGAGCAGGUCGCAGUUGCAGAGCAGACGAUGGCAAAGAUUGACGCCGCGCGGGAGAGCUACCGGCCUGCAGGCAGCAGAUCAGCAACUCUCUAUUUCGUCCUCAAUGAUCUUGUGGUGGUGGACCCGAUGUACCAGUUUGCUCUAGAUGCCUACGUUCACUUGUACACCCAGAGUAUCGAAAAGAGCUCCGUCAACCAGAUCCCGAACAACAUCGAUGAGCGCAUCGACCACCUGAACUCUUACCACGCCCUUGCAGUGUAUCGCUUUGCCUGCCGCGCCCUGUUCGAGCGCCACAAGCUGCUCCUCUCCCUGCACCUCUGCGCGUGCCUGCUCAUCGAGAAGGGCGAACUGAACCCCAAGGAGUACAGGUUCUUCCUCUUCGGCGGCGUGGUGCUGGACCGUUCGGGCCAGGCGAACAACCCAUCCCCCGACUGGAUCACCCAGCAGAUCUGGGACAACGUGACGGAGCUCGAAUCGAACCUCGAGGUCUUCAAGGGCUUCCAGCAGUCCUUGGAGCAGACCCUGCGCGAUUGGAAGAAGUGGUAUGCGAGCCCGCAGCCCGAGAAGGAGCCCCUCCCCGGAGAGUGGGACGCGAAGCUCGACAUGCUGCAGAAGCUGAUCGUCAUCCGGUGCAUCAGGACCGACCGGGUCCUGCCUGCCACGGUGAACUUCAUCGCGAGCAAGCUGGACCCGAAGUUUGUGGAGCCCCCGCCGCUCGACCUCGAGCAGAUCUACGAGGAGUCGUCGUGCACCACGCCGCUGCUGUUCGUGCUGACUCCGGGCAUGGACCCGACCAGCCAGCUGAAGCAGCUCGCAGUGGCCAAGAACGUGGACGCGCAGACCGUCUCCCUGGGCCAGGGGCAAGAGAUGAAGGCGAUCAAGAUGAUGCAGGACGGGGCGUCGCGAGGGUUCUGGGUCCUGCUCGCCAACUGCCACCUCUGCAUUAAGUGGCUGCCCGCGCUGGAGAAGGAGAUCGACAAGAUCUUCGAGGCCAAGCCGCACAAGGAGUUCCGCGUAUUCCUGUCCUCUUCGCCAUCGCCCAAGUUCCCAAUUCAGCUCUUGCAGACUUGCAUCAAGAUGACGGCUGAGCCUCCAAAGGGUCUAAAGGCCAACAUCGUGAGGCUGCUUAUGAACACCACAGAGGAGGAUUAUGGCCGGGCCCGCGAGACACAGAAAUAUCGCAGGCUAUUCUUCUCGCUCUGCUGGUUCCAUGCAAUUCUUCUGGAACGUCGUAAGUUCAAGAUGCUCGGUUGGAACGUGGCGUACGAUUUCAACGAUUCGGAUUUCGAUAUCUGCGAGAAUAUCAUUCAGAUGUACCUCGACGAGAAUCCAAGCGAAAUCCCGUGGGACGCCAUCAGGUAUCUCAUUGCCGAGGCGAACUACGGGGGACGCGUCACCGAGGCUCCGGACAACCGUGUGCUUCGUUCCUACGUGAACGAUUUCUUUUGCCCCAGAGCAUUGGAGCCUAAGUUCUUCCUCUCGGCCCUGACCACGUACUACAUCCCAGAAGAUGGUUCUCUUCAGUCCUAUCGCAACUAUGCUAAGGACUUGCCGUUCGCAGAGGCACCAGAGGCAUUUGGGGAGCAUAUGAACGCCGAGAUAUCUUCCUCCAUCGCGGAUACAAACACGCUUCUUUCUACGCUCAUCUCCAUGCAAGCCGAUACGGGCGGAGGUGGCGGCGAAAGCACUAACAAGGACGAGCAGGUCAUGCAGACUUGCAACUCGCUGCUGGAAAAGCUUCCGGAUAAUAUCGACUGGGAGGAUGUGCGGGAUCGCAACGAGUCGGACCAAUCACCGCUGAAGGUCGUCCUGCUGCAGGAGAUCGAGCGCUACAACGAUCUGCUCUCGAAGACCCGCGUUUCUAUCAAGCAGCUCCAGAAGGGGAUCCAAGGCCUCAUUGUCAUCAGCAAGGACCAGGAAGAGGUGAUGGCGGCGCUGUUCGAGGGGCGCGUGCCGGCCUCAUGGCUCAUCGCGUACCCGUCGUUGAAGCCAUUGAGCAGCUGGAUGCCAGAUUUGCUCGACCGCAUCGCGCAGCUGAUCUCCUGGGGCUUCGAGGGCGUGCCCAAGGUCAUGUGGCUUGGAGGCCUCACGUACCCUACCAGCUUGCUGACGGCGCUGCUGCAGGCGUCCGCCCGCAGGAACGCGGUGUCUGUCGACACCUACUCCUUCGACUUUGUGGUGCAGACGGGGGACGAGUCCUCUAUCCAGUCGGUUCCCAAGGAGGGGGCGUACAUCAAAAACAUGAUAUUGGAAGGUGCUAAAUGGGACAACAACGCUCAAGCACUGACCGACGCAGAUACAAUGCAGCUUUACGCCCCCAUGCCCAUCGUGCACUUCAAGCCGGUCGUGCGCAAGAAGGCCGUCACAGAGGGCAUAUAUGCUUGUCCGUUGUAUUUGUACCCUGUCAGGACUGGCACACGUGAGCGGCCUUCCUUCAUGUAUUGGGUGGAGCUGAAGGCUGGCCAGUUCACGCCGGAUCAGUGGACCAAGAGGGGCACUGCGUUGCUUCUCGCAAUGGCUUGA